AUGUGCAAAGACAUUCAUUUCACGAAUUUCCCACAAAAAUACUUUCAUAGGAGGAGGAGGAAGAGAGUUCAGCAAUUCAUUGCUGUUGUUGUUGAAAUUGUUGUUGAAAUUGUUGCUGUUGUUGUUGAAUUUGUUGUUGAAGUUGUUGGAGUUGUUGUUGGAGUUGUAGUUGAAGUUGUUGUUGUUGUAGGUCUUGUUGUUGAUGUUGUUGGAAUUGUUGUUGAAGUUGUUGAAUUUGUUGUUCAAGUUGUUGAACACGUUGCGAGAGGGUAG
Entrophospora candida is the source of this 273-nucleotide messenger RNA. NCBI's taxonomy places the organism in Eukaryota, Fungi, Glomeromycota, Glomeromycetes, Entrophosporales, Entrophosporaceae. The record is from the annotation of a GenBank genome assembly.